Osmia bicornis bicornis is the source of this 5262-nucleotide messenger RNA. RefSeq names its product mediator of RNA polymerase II transcription subunit 26 (gene MED26). The coding region runs from base 632 to 2254 and encodes 540 amino acids. The transcript is spliced from 4 exons. The record is from RefSeq and is a predicted model, not a curated record. NCBI's taxonomy places the organism in Eukaryota, Metazoa, Arthropoda, Insecta, Hymenoptera, Megachilidae. Gene Ontology annotation, cellular component: mediator complex; core mediator complex; nucleus. Gene Ontology annotation, biological process: positive regulation of gene expression; regulation of transcription by RNA polymerase II. Gene Ontology annotation, molecular function: transcription coregulator activity.
AGGUAUUACAUAUUACAUUAUACAUUGAUUAUAAAACAUUCAUGAUAUCUAAGUACGAUGAAUUCAACGAAUCGUGUAUUCAAAUAUUGAAAGGUAGUUUGAUCGUUGAUUAGAAACUGUCAUUAAACGAUUCGAAUGACAAUGUUAUCGUACUACGAAUUUGACAUAAUUCUUAGACGAUAAUAUAUUAGAAUAAGAAAGAACAUAUGUAUAAGAAUAUCCAUGUGUAAUGGGAGUUUCAAAAGAUUAUUUAAAGCGAUAGUGAAGGAAUUAAAACGUAAAAGAAAAGUGUGAAGUGAAGUUAGCUACGAAAUAUUCUCGGAUUCGAUUCGAGCGCCGUUUGAUCAGCGGUGGGGAUAGAAGGGAGGUGUGGUAACGGUUAGGAGUCGAAUCCAACCACGAGAGGAGCUAGUAGCGUUUGCCUAGCAGUAUGAGGCGGCGUGGGGCUAGGGACGAUGCAUGGGCUGCGACUAGGAGGCACUUGGGAGGUAGGGAGGGCAUGCGAGCAGAGCACAGUUCAGUAGUCGCCAUUGCAAGUCCCCCGUGCUCUCGUAUUCGUGACACUCGGACGCGUGGAGCCGAUUUUACGCUAACCUAAUCUCCCCGCGAGGGCCCUAAGUGUGCCCCCCCGAUGCAGAGAUAUUGCACCGAGCUCACCGAAAGAUUGUUGAAAUCUCUUGAUAAGGAAUACAAUGUCAUCGACAUGGGAGCUGUUGUGGAUGUCAUUACGGCCCUGGAAAAGACGGCGAUCACAAAGGAGGUACUUGAGAUUACAAGACUUGGAAAGUAUAUUAAUGAACUUCGACGAAAAACAAAUAACGAUGCCUUGGCUAAACGUGCGAAGGAUUUGGUACGACGUUGGCGCGAUAUGGUUUUGCCUUCUGCUCAUUCUACUCCACAACCGACACCAGCUGAUACAGCACCACCAGCUCUUAACGGAGCCAAGCCACAUAGUCCCGCGUUAAGAUGUUUAAAGCCGCAAAGUCCAGCAUUGAGAGGUGUGGUGGUCCCUCCUCAAAGUCCAUUGUUGAGGGAUACCACUCCACUCAGAGUGCUUAGCCCAGUUUUAUCAGUGCAUAGUGAUCAUUCGCAUUCUCCUAACGCAUCGUCAAAUAAGCAGUCAAUUACAGUGACCAGCAACCACAGAACAAGUUCUGAUGUGCCACCCACGCUUGGUUCUUCGAGCCAACAUCAUCCAAUGGAAGCAGUGCCACGAACUCACAGUUCAAACAAACGUCUUCGAAAAGAUGAUUUUAAGGACCAACCUAGUUAUCAACAUCAUGAUUCAGACUCAAUCACCGAAAGUGAAUCCUUGGUUAAAAAGCAACGUCUAAACGGCGAGAAUAUAAGUGGUAAUUUAAAUUUGCAAGUGCCUAGCCCCACAUUUAAAGAAAGAAUCUCUGAUCAGUUUAUGGAGUCUUCCACCGAUCCUGACGAUUCAGGACCAAAGAAACGUGGUAGAAAGAAAGGCAGUAAAUCCAUGAAGAAACCACCAGUCUUAGAGGAUCGUGUAAAAGAAAAACUAGCUAGUAUCUCAAGAAAUCCUAAAUUAAAGACAACCCAAGAAUUGCUGGCUGAUCUACGGGCACGCGGCACCAAUUCUAGCGUUAAUUCAAGUGCUCUACCUAGUCAAAGUGUAGAAUCAUCCGGCAUGGAAGAUAUUCUGAGAAGUAACAAUGAACAAGUAUCAAAGUUCCUUCGUUGUCCUCAGAACAAUGUAUCCCAUAGAACUACAGUUUCUGAAGCAUCGCCAGAGAGUCGGUUGAAGCCAACGGAAAACUGUCACGACGUACCAUCUAAGUGCGAGGAAUCGGGUGUAGUGUACAAAGAAAAAUCAGUUGCAACUUUUCAAAAAAGCCAAUCAGAGCAGUGUAAAGAGUUAACGGUCGAGGAAAUACUGGCCAAGUUACCACCUAUAGAUCCGAGUUCGAUCGACUGGAGUGAGUGUGAUACUGAAACGACCGAGGAUCAAAAUAGUACUGAAUAUCCACCUAGACAAGUUACAGCUGAAGACAUAGAAAGGUUACAUUCACAGUGCGUUGAAGGACUGAACGGAAAUUUCCAACCAAAACUAUCGUCUUUAACUUCUUGUAACGAAAUACAGGAAACGAACGAAGGAGUAUCAGAAAACAAUGGUGUAAACAAUGUGUAUAGCCAAAAUGGCGAAGAGUUUCGAGAAUGGCAUCAGAUGCUAGCAAGGCCCAGUUACGAUGGCCAGAUCCUCCACAUAUUGCCUUAUGUUAUUAUUGAUUAGUAAUUUUAUUAUCUUAUCCUAUUAUUAUUCUCUCAAACUUGUGAAGAUUCCCUGCAAAUAUUAAAGAGAUUGAUCGAUGAUCAAUCUAUUAAACCAAUUUCUAUUGCAACAUUAUGAUUGCUCUUUAUUUCUAUAAAUGUACACGUUACUACCACCCUUGUCAUCACAUAAAGACUCCCAUUAUUAUUCAGAAAGGAAAUUAGAAUUUUUCAACGAGUCAAUCAGAGUCUCGCUAUAUAGAAAUAACUGGAAAUCAUUUUUAAUAUAUGUAUAAUAAUUACUAUUGCUGACAACAUUCUUCGUUGUUGCAAUGGUUAAUUGCUUUGUCAGUAAUGAUCGUUUUACUAUUAUGAUUAUCAUCGUUGUCAUCAUUGUCAUCCUCAUCGCCAUCGUCGUAAUUAUUGUUAUUGUUGUUAUUAUUCUUGCUGCUAUUAUUACUAUUAUCAUUUUCAUUAUUAUUAUUAUUAUUAAUUAUUAUUAUUAUUAUUAUUAUUAUCAUCAUUAUUCAUUGACACUGGAAGCAUUUCUUAUACAGAAUUGAAUACUUUGAAUGAUCAAAAGACAUAAUAAUGGGCCUCUGAGAUAUUGUGUACCUCUAAUGUCUGUAACAGUGUAUCUAUGUUCAAAUCUCGUAUGCUUCAUUUUCGUCGUUUAUAUUAUACGUAUUAUCAUUCCCAAUGAUAUUACUGACAUUAUUGCUAUACUCUAAAUAUUAGGAAAAUUAAUUCCAGAUUUAUGAACAAAAUUUACACGGUUAUUUAUGUCAAACAAAUACACUGUAAAUGAAACAAGAAUGAUUUUAUUUAUCUGGUGAAAGAUAAUAAAAAUAAAAUAGAGGCAUAAAAUUCAAAUCAAAUAGCGCAUUUUGGCCUAUACGUGGGAGGAAAAAAAAAAUUACUAUAAAAAUUAAGUAUUAAAACCAAGGGUCACUUCAUUUAUCGUGAAGUAUCAUUUCGUUUGUUGAAACAAAUAUUAUUUUAAGAUAUUCUCGAGGGAUGAUAUUAGAGGUGGAAAAAAAAAAAUAAUAAUAUAAAGAAUAAUUAUGGCAAAAGGUAUGGUCGUACCACGCAAAGAUAAUGCUAUAAUAAUUCAGAUGCUUAUCGAUAUGAUAUUUUGUUUAUGGAUUUAAAAUAUUUAUUAAAAUGUACAGAAACCAUCACUUGAAUACGAUAUGAAAACUAAUUUUUUGGGCGUGGUAAAAGUAGUCAAACCGAAUAUAACGGGGCCUUAAUUAAAGUUUAAAAGUAAAAAAAUGAUAUUUGUCUAAUAAGGUAUUAUGUUGCAUAUAACUUGUAGCAAAGGUAACACGACUCGAGUGUGUUAUCAAUUUUUCUAUCUGAAUUUUAUUUAUAGCGCAGCAAAACGAAAGUGAACGAUUGAAAUGGACUUUUGUUUUAAGAAAUUUAAAGAAAAAUCAGAAUUAUAUCGACGGGGAAAAAAUGCGUUAUGUGCAAUGUCCAGCGUUCCAGUGCAACGUUUCAAAUGUCUCAGAUAUGAAUUUUUAUUUUUCUGUUUUUAAAAAAUAAAAUAAGACAUUUAGUUAUUUGAAAAAAACAUGUAAAUACUUGUAUCGCUCGAAAUUCCAAAGCACUGGAACCAAAAUAUACUAACAUUUUCUGUAAUAACCAAAUAAUAUUGUGUUAUGUAAAAAAAAAAACAAAAAAAAAAUGAAAGAAAACAAAUGUACAUAUUGUGCAACUAUACCGUGUAUAAUGAAUGCUUUGUGAAACAUUAUGAAUUAGAAAAGAAAAAAAAUCUCUCAUUUUAUACGUGUUCAUUUUUUGAUAAUAACAAUCACCUUUGGUUUCACUUAAUCGUUUUCCAAGCAAUUAAGGUUUAUACUAAGCUUUUUCUAAGUGAUCAGUGAGGAAAAGAUGAAAUAAUUUGUCAUUUUUAAUUGAGCUUGAUAAAAAUGGUUAAAAGAUAGUGAGAUAUUUCCAAAAUUUAAAUAAUGUAUAUAUACGCAUUUGAAUAGUUUCUCGUGUUAAUUGUCCACUUACUUAUAUUGAUUAAUAUGCCUUGCUUUACAAAUAUAUAAUAAGUACCUAUUUUGUUUAUACAGAUAUUUGUAUACCUUUGUAUUUAAGAUUAAAGACACAAGUUAAUAUAAUUGAAUAUCACAGUACACGUAGUUACAAGAUUGUUUAAAUAAUUAUUUUUAAUCGUUUCAAAGCAUAUAAUUUGAAUGAAGAUCAUUUUUAAGUUAUCUACGAUAAUUUAUUCAUUUCGUUACUCUAGCUCUAUUCAUCCUUUGAUCAGUUACCCAAACGUCUGAGAAAUUAAUUUAAUUGAAUUUUUAUUUUUCAACGUGUAGAUAUAUUGUUCACAUCGAACAAUAAAAGUUUUGUAAAGGUAUCUUAAUUCUUUCAUUAAACUUACUUGGAUCAGUUUCAAAGAAGUCUUCAUUUGCAUCAAGCUAUAUGCUUUGCUAUCAAUAUGAUUGCAGAGCGUGCGACAUUUUUUAUUAUGUAAUGCAUCGAUAGCGAUUUAGUUGGAAAAUAAUAAAUGACAUGUUUCCUUCGAACGAAACGAAAGAAAUUUCAAUGAUUUUCUAUACGAAUAAUUUUUCUUAUUCUUCUUAUUUUUCUUUUAAUAAUAAUAUUUCGAAUUUUUCAAUGAACCAUAUUAUUAACGGUGUAAUAUGUAUCUCUUUGUUUAUCGAAAAUAAUUACACACGCAAUCAAUCAAUAUUUUAUAAUAAAAGCGCUUAUCUUCGUAAUGGAAUCCCGUGCCUUUUGUACCUCUGCAAUUUUAUCACAACUCGAUGAUUGUUGAAAAAUGGUAUAUAAAAAAGUAAUGACCAAAUAUAACGAAAAGAAGCUCGACGGUAGUAAAGCAAUAUUAUUAUUAUUAGUAACGAGUGAUUUCACUAUAUGGAGUAUUUAGUUUUUAUUUCAUUAACAUCUGUUCGAAUUUAUUGUUAAACAGAGCCAAUAUCUACAUAUUUAAAGUCCAUCAACAAAUGCUAUUUGAAAGAGUUCAAUAAUAAACUAAGUUCUAAAACUGUA